Racocetra persica is the source of this 2060-nucleotide messenger RNA. Lineage: Eukaryota; Fungi; Glomeromycota; Glomeromycetes; Diversisporales; Gigasporaceae. The record is from the annotation of a GenBank genome assembly.
GGGUUCCCGCUCCACCAGGAACGAUCUAUAGUGCAGCUGCCACCACAUCUACAACUUACAACAGUGGCAAUGCGCCUCCACAGUCGUCAUCUUAUGGAAACGGUAGUUCUUCGUAUAAAAACUCAUCAAAUUAUAGCUCAUCUUAUACUUCGUCUUCACGUUAUGGUAAUGACCGUGGAGUAGAUCGUUCUUAUGAUGACCGCAGUCGAAGAGAUCGGAAAGAGUAUGAUUCUCGUGGCAGCUCACAUUAUAGAGAACGCAGCCCCGGAUAUGAUAAAUAUGGAAGUAGUGGUGAGCGUUAUGCCAGUUCUAGCUAUCGACCCAGUGGCAAUACAACACACCAAAAUGAUCGUAUGACAAAUCUUGGAUCAGGCUUGACAAGACAAGAUUGGGAUUUUUCAAAACUUCCUAAAUUUGAAAAGAACUUUUAUCGAGAACAUAUAAAUGUCAUUUCACGUUCUCAAGUCGAAGUAGAUGAAUACCGGAAAAAACAUGACAUGAAAGUUUUUGGUCUCGAUAUCCCAAAACCGGUCGAAACUUUUGAAGAAGCCAAUUUUCCAGCCUACGUCUUGAAUGAAAUUCUCGACCUAGGUUUCACUUCCCCAACGCCAAUCCAAUCACAAGGAUGGCCAAUGGCACUUUCUGGUCGUGAUGUGGUGGGUAUUGCUGAAACUGGAUCUGGGAAGACCUUAGCUUACUGCUUGCCUGCUAUUGUUCACAUAAAUGCACAACCCUUUCUUCAACCUGGUGAUGGACCUAUUGUUCUUAUUCUUGCACCGACACGUGAAUUGGCUGUGCAAAUCCAACAAGAAUGCACGAAAUUUGGAAAGUCAUCAAAGAUCAAAAAUACCUGCGUUUACGGUGGUGUUCCCAAAGGUCCUCAAGCACGUGAACUUUCUCAUGGUGUUGAGAUUUGUAUUGCUACACCUGGUCGAUUAAUCGAUAUGUUAGAAUCAAGGCGAACCAAUCUCCGCCGAGUGACAUAUCUUGUAUUAGAUGAAGCUGAUCGUAUGUUAGAUAUGGGAUUUGAGCCACAAAUUCGAAAGAUUGUUGAACAAAUCAGACCAGAUAGACAAACCCUUAUGUGGAGUGCUACUUGGCCAAAAGAAGUCAAACGCCUCGCAGAAGAUUAUCUUCAUGAUUUCAUUCAAGUAAAUAUCGGUUCUUUAGAUCUGUCGGCAAGUCAUAACAUUUCUCAAACUGUUGAGAUUUGUACUGAAUACGAAAAACGAAAUAAGCUAGUCAAACAUCUUGAACGUAUCAUGGAUCAAAAGGAUAAUAAAACAUUAAUUUUCACUGGCACAAAACGUACAGCAGAUGAGAUUACAAAAUAUUUGCGCCAAGAUGGUUGGCCAGCGCUUGCAAUUCACGGUGAUAAGGCGCAAACUGAACGGGAUUGGGUUUUAAGCGAAUUUAGAAGUGGCAAAUCACCGAUAAUGGUUGCUACUGAUGUUGCUUCUAGAGGAAUCGGUAAUGUCCCCCUAAAAAAUGCCAGCAGUAGCCGCGGGCAACAAGAUCUUGUCUAUGAUUUGAUAUUUGGAUUGAGCUCUGACCGGUUCAAAGUUGUUACGUUUCAUCACGUAAUCUUUCGAUGGCCUGCCAUAAGUCAGAUUGCUAGAAGAAAUGAUCGUGCUGAUGAAGACUUAUGGCGACCUAGUCUAGCUCAGGCGGUUUUGAGUACUCAUGGCAAUCUGGCCGGCAUAUGUGAUUUGAUUGAUUUGCUCACAAACAUUUUUUGGACUCCAGAUGUUAAGGAUGUUAAGCUCGUUAUUAAUUAUGACUUUCCGACUAAUGUUGAGGAUUAUGUUCAUCGAAUUGGGAGAACAGGGCGUGGUGGUGCUAAGGGCUCUGCUAUAACGUUUUUCACAAUGGAUAAUGCUAAACAGGCUAAAGAUUUGGUGAACAUAUUGCGUGAAGCUAAUCAGGAGGUUGAUCCAAAACUUUUAGAGUUUAUGAAGAUCGCUUCAGCUAGUACUCCUGCAGGCCGUUCAAGAUACAAUAAUAAUGGUAAUGGUGGACGUGGAUAUAAUUCUGGAGUUAGUAGUCGCACUCGUUGGUAA